AUGAUCGCCGACAGCUAUGAUUACAUCAUCAUUGGCGGCGGCACCGCUGGCUCAGUCGUUGCGGCGCGGCUCAAAGAAGGCGCUCCAUCCCUCUCGAUUCUGCUUAUUGAGGCCGGCUCCGACGUCAGUAGUCGUGCUGACGUGCUGGACGGCACGCAAUGGGCUCGUCUACUGAGGGGUGAACUCGACUGGGGCGAUCUGACAGUGCCGCAAGCCCAUUUGGAUGGCCGUGUUCUUCCAAACUUUUCUGGGAAGGCUCUCGGGGGGAGCUCAGCUAUCAAUGCAGGUGGCUGGACGCGUGGAGAAAAGGAAAACUACGAUGUGUGGGCACAACUAGUCAAUGAUCCCAGAUGGAGCUACGACGGCUUGCUGCCCUAUUUCCGGAAGACCGAGACAUAUUGGGACCCCAAUGGCGAUCCUACAGUUCAUGGAUUUGAUGGGCCCAUUAGAAUGGAGGCGGCUGGCGACCGGCAGUAUCCAUUACGCGAGAAGGUCAAGGACGCCUGGGCCGCGGUAGGGGUAUCGUACAAGCGAGAUAUGAAUGAUGGCAAUCCCAUAGGCCUGGGCGAGUUGAUUGAGAACCGAGUAAAUGGCGUGCGCCACAUUGCAUCUUCGGCCUAUGAACUGAAGAAUGUUGAGGUUUUGACAGAGACCUUGGUGAAACGGGUGCUUAUCACGGACAAAGCUGGUCUCAAGGUGGCCACUGCGGUAGAGCUGGCAGAUGCCAGCCAUAGAAUCAUCAUGGCACGCCGCGAGAUUAUUGUCUCGGCUGGAACCUAUCGUUCUCCUCAGAUUCUGAUGCUCUCUGGACUAGGCCCUCGAAAAGAGUUGCAAAAACAUGCAAUCGAAACUAUACUUGAUCUGCCUGAUGUUGGAAACAAUCUCCAGGACCAUUGCUGCGUCAAUCAAUGGUGGAAGCUCAGAGAACCUGAAAAGGGGCUUUCCGUCGGAUCCUCUGCUUUCAAUAACCCGGUUUAUUUCAAGGGACUCCCUUUGGACUUCAUAGCCACUCAAUCUGUACCAAAGGAGGGCCUACUGAAAGCACUAUCUACCGACAAAGAGGCUAGUUCGGAACUUCAUGCGGUAGCAUUACAGCACGGUCACAUCGAAAUCUUUAUCACGUAUCUGGCGCUGAAUCAGGGAGACCCAUUGAUUAUCCCAGAUGGCACUCAUGUUACAACGUCCACCUUGUGCAUGUUACCUACCUCUAGGGGUUCUAUUCGCCUGAAAGACGCGAAUCCAGAGAGCUUGCCCUUGAUAGACCCCAACUACUUGGCGACAGAAGCGGAUCAGUAUGUACUCAGAGAGGGUCUUCGGAAGACCCAUGCCGUGCUCUGUGAGACGGAGGCUGGUCGAGAGCUUAUUGUGUCUGAAACCGUUGAGGAGGGUGGCCGAGCAGUUUCUUCAGACUCCACGGAUGAAGAGCUCAAUGAUUUAAUCCGGCGGCGUUUAGGAACGAUGGCCCAUCCAGCAGGCAGUUUAUCCAUGGGUAAAGUCGUGGAUAGUGAACUACGUGUUAAAGGUGUAGAUAGGCUGCGUGUUGUUGAUGCCAGUGUUAUACCGGUACCCAUCGCUAGCCACAUUCAGAACUCCGUCUAUGCACUAGCAGAACAAGCCGCAGAUAUGAUUCUAGCGUCUUCAUAA
Messenger RNA from Talaromyces atroroseus, 1644 nucleotides. RefSeq lists its product as hypothetical. Gene Ontology annotation, molecular function: flavin adenine dinucleotide binding; oxidoreductase activity, acting on CH-OH group of donors. The transcript is spliced from 3 exons. The record is from RefSeq and is a predicted model, not a curated record. NCBI's taxonomy places the organism in Eukaryota, Fungi, Ascomycota, Eurotiomycetes, Eurotiales, Trichocomaceae. Bases 1 to 1644 code for a protein of 547 amino acids.